AUUCCAAGGACAUAUUAUACGCGCGACUGUUGUUACACGUCAUUUAAGAUGUUUUUCUUUUUGAUCUGUAUUUAUGUAGGUGUUUGUUUUAGUGAAGCCAAGUCAAAUCGUGUACUGCUUCGAGACGUGGACGUCAUAACUCUACAUCAUGAUAAGUUUGCCCAGUCAAGAAAAGGCUAUAGAUUACCCCAGCUCAAAUGUGUUGGUGGAAGUGGUUUCAAAUACCCUCAGUACUAUCCUAGGGUUGCUCAGUGUUAUAAUCGUGGUUUCGAUGGUCACGAUGUCCAGUGGGAAUGCAAAGCUGAACUAGAUAAGAGUGUGUCGUUUGGGUCUGUAAAUGUUAACUGUGAAGGCUAUGACUAUCCAGAAGAUGAGUAUAUUCUUCAUGGUUCGUGCGCUCUGGAAUAUGAAUUAAAUUUACGAAAACCUAUUCAGGAGAAAAGAUAUCGCAA
Messenger RNA from Schistosoma turkestanicum, 452 nucleotides. The record is from the annotation of a GenBank genome assembly. NCBI's taxonomy places the organism in Eukaryota, Metazoa, Platyhelminthes, Trematoda, Strigeidida, Schistosomatidae.